Molecule: messenger RNA, 1668 nt
Organism: Triplophysa rosa
Lineage: Eukaryota; Metazoa; Chordata; Actinopteri; Cypriniformes; Nemacheilidae
Gene: mrnip
Product: MRN complex interacting protein
Exons: 7
Coding region: 388-1608 (406 amino acids)
Biological process (GO): mitotic G2 DNA damage checkpoint signaling
Cellular component (GO): nucleus
Molecular function (GO): chromatin binding
Source: RefSeq, a predicted model, not a curated record
GCUGUCUUUAUGAAAAUUAACCAUGUUUUAUAUACUAGUCUAUUUUGUUUUUUAGAAAAAAAGGUUAGGUGUCAACAAUGGUUACCAUGUUUUUGCUACAAUAUUAACCAUGGUUUAACCGGGAAAUUAUCAUAUGUGUUAUGAAACAUUUCUCCUGCAAGUCUGCAGACAGGUGUACUUGGCCCCUCCUGCAGGAUGACGCGUCAGUGGUGUCAUUCUCCAUUACACCACCAGGAGGCGACGUGACACAAAACCUGGGAAAAUACAAGAAGAGAAGAAGAUUGGCGGCGGGAACUGCUGCGGAUGUAUGAAAUCACUUGUUUGUUUACUGGCUGUUAAUGACUGUAAACAUUCCCCAGUAAUGGCUCAAGAAUUUCACGUACUCAGAUGUUUUUCGUGUCAAAUCUUUCAAGUACAGCAGUGAUAGUGUGUUUUUCCCAGGUCAAAAAGAGCAAGAAAUGGGAAUGUAAAGUUUGUGGAGAGAAGCAGUCAGUUAUACAGGAGUACAGUCGGGGCGCUGCUGCUGACUGUAGACGGCAUGUUCAGAAACUGAAUUAUCUGCGUGGAGAGCUGCUGGAGGUGAACACUGAAACAGUUUUGUCACAAUGGCAGCAAGACAAAGAUUUUCAGAAUGAAUGCAUUAAUGAAGAUCUGAAUUCAAAUAAAUCAGAGCAGGUAGUGGCUACUGUUAGUUGCUGGAGUAAAUACGUUAAUCAAACAACUGAAGGUCCAAAACAAGAAGAUGAGAAGGAAGAAGAAAAUAUUUACACAGAAAGAGACCAAUUCAGGACCCAAGGAACUAGAAAAAGACAACUAGCUUCCGAAUUAAAGUUUGAUGGUGACAACUAUGGUAACUUCGAGGAUAAGGAGUCCCAGACUGGUUAUCGGUGUUUUAAGAGGUGGCCAUACCAGGAAUUACAGCAUCAUGAGAAGUUGAGUUCAUCAUGGAAUAAAGGCUGUUUUUCUAAAUAUUCCCACCAUAACAGUCCAAAAAAUGUCUCGUGCACUAGCACAAAUCUCCCAUCAUCCCCUCAGGCUGUUUCGAGUUACCACACAGCCUCCACCAGUUACAGCCACACAGUGGCAAACUGUAGUAAAGGCCAGUCUAACUCCUCACAUAACCAGCCAAGUGUUGAAGUAUCUAAACAUCUUCUCCAGCCCAACAAUGGUCCUUCUGCACCUUUGUCUAGUCGCAAGUUUGCUGAAUCAAAGCUUGAGAACAAUGCAUCCAAAUGGAAUAAAUUCCUCACUGUUGUCUCCACUCAGGAAGAGGAUAAUGUGAAUGAUCGUUUGUCUCGUUCAGCUUUUAUUGACAACACAGUGGCAUCUGAAUCAACAGAAGCAUUAACGGACAUUAAUUCAGAGGAAUACAGAUGUCCAAUGGCUGGUAAGACAGACACUGGUUUUCUAGGGAAACGGAAGCCUGUUGGUGACAUUUGUGGGGAUGGAAAUUCUUCCUAUCAAAGCAACAGUCACAUGUUAACCUCAGAACCAACUAGUUCUGAAAAUCCUGUGUGUAACCAGCCUCCACUUACAAAUAUGUUGUGUCCAGGCCUUUUGUUAAACCCCCUAUUUUCCACUGAAGAAGACUUCGAUAACACAUUUUAAUGUGUUUGAAAAUGACUACUAAUGUUAGAAAAGUUGACAUUCAAGGAUGUUUAGAAAACA